Molecule: messenger RNA, 1092 nt
Organism: Rasamsonia emersonii CBS 393.64
Lineage: Eukaryota; Fungi; Ascomycota; Eurotiomycetes; Eurotiales; Trichocomaceae
Product: GTP binding protein (Gtp1)
Exons: 9
Coding region: 1-1092 (363 amino acids)
Biological process (GO): cytoplasmic translation
Cellular component (GO): cytoplasm
Molecular function (GO): GTP binding; GTPase activity
Source: RefSeq, a predicted model, not a curated record
AUGGUGAACAUCACGGAAAAGAUCAAAGAGAUCGAAGAUGAGAUGCGCAGGACGCAGAAGUAUCAUCUGGGUCUUCUCAAAGGGAAACUUGCCAGAUUAAGAGCACAGCUCCUUGAACCUACCCCUGGCUCAAGCUCGGGCGGCGGGACAGGAUUUGAUGUCUCAAAGAGUGGUGAUGCACGUGUCGCUCUGGUCGGCUUUCCGUCAGUCGGAAAGUCGACGUUCUUGUCCAAGAUCACCAAGACGAAGAGCGAGGUUGCCUCGUACGCUUUCACCACGCUGACGGCCAUUCCGGGCGUCCUGGAGUAUGGCGGUGCAGAGAUCCAGAUCCUUGAUCUCCCCGGUAUUAUCGAGGGGGCUGCCGAAGGCAAGGGUCGAGGGAGACAAGUCAUCUCAGCUGCCAAGACGAGUGAUUUGAUCCUGAUGGUGCUUGAUGCCACAAAACGUGCUGAACAGCGCGCUCUCCUCGAGGCAGAGUUAGAAGCUGUGGGAAUCCGAUUGAACAAAGAGCCUCCCAAUAUUUAUUUGAAACCGAAGAAGGCUGGCGGAAUGAAGAUUACCUUCCAGACGCCGCCUAAGAAUCUGGACGAAAAGAUGAUCUCGAACAUUUUGCGAGACUACAAGCUCCUCAACUGCGAGGUUCUAGUGCGAGAUGAAAAUGCAACGGUUGAUGAUUUGAUUGACGUGAUUAUGAAAGAUCACAGAAAAUAUAUCAGAUGCCUUUACGUGUACAACAAGAUAGACAGCGUGAGCGUGGACUUCCUCGACAAGCUUGCGCGGGAGCCGCAUACAGCCGUGAUGAGCUGCGAGCUGGACCUGGGCGUGCAGGACGUGGUAGACAGAAUCUGGCAGGAGCUGCGCCUGAUUCGGAUAUACACGAAACGAAAGGGUGAAGAUCCCGAUUUCAACGAGGCGCUGAUCGUACGAAGUAACUCGACGAUCGAGGAUGUCUGCGAUCAGAUCCACCGGUCGUUGAAGGAGACGUUCAAGUAUGCCUUGGUGUGGGGGGCCAGUGCCAGACAUGUCCCGCAGCGGGUUGGACUUAAUCAUGUUGUAGCAGACGAGGACGUGGUGUCCAUUGUUGCGAAAUAA